AAACUUGUUUGUUGUUGUUAUUUUCCAAAGGAUGAAGAAGAAGAAAUCAAACUGGAGAUAAAUAUGUUGAAGAAAUACUCCCAUCAUAGAAAUAUUGCAACGUACUAUGGCGCUUUCAUUAAAAAAAGUCCCCCAGGACAUGAUGAUCAACUGUGGCUUGUUAUGGAGUUUUGUGGUGCGGGCUCUAUUACAGAUCUUGUGAAAAAUACAAAAGGAAGUGCUCUGAAGGAAGACUGGAUAGCAUACAUCUCCAGAGAAAUUCUGAGGGGAUUGGCACAUCUUCAUGCUCAUCAUGUGAUUCAUCGUGAUAUCAAAGGACAGAAUGUAUUGUUAACAGAGAACGCAGAGGUGAAGCUGGUGGAUUUUGGUGUGAGCGCUCAGCUAGACAGGACAGUGGGUAGACGAAAUACCUUUAUUGGAACACCUUAUUGGAUGGCUCCAGAAGUUAUUGCCUGUGACGAAAAUCCAGAUGCUACAUACGAUUACAGAAGUGACCUUUGGUCAUGUGGCAUUACAGCCAUAGAGAUGGCAGAAGGAGCUCCCCCUCUCUGUGACAUGCACCCAAUGAGAGCCCUGUUUCUUAUCCCAAGAAACCCUCCUCCACGGCUAAAAUCCAAGAAAUGGUCAAAAAAGUUCUUUAGUUUUAUAGAGGGCUGUUUAGUGAAAAAUUAUAUGCAACGACCUUCUACAGAGCAGCUUUUAAAACAUCCAUUUAUACGUGAUCAGCCAAAUGAAAGGCAAGUCCGAAUCCAGCUUAAAGAUCAUAUAGACAGAACCAGGAAGAAGAGAGGAGAGAAAGAUGAAACAGAAUAUGAAUAUAGUGGAAGUGAAGAAGAGGAGGAGGAAGUGCCUGAACAAGAAGGAGAGCCAAGCUCUAUUGUUAAUGUGCCUGGAGAAUCUACUCUGAGACGUGAUUUCCUGAGGUUGCAGCAGGAAAACAAGGAGCGUUCUGAGGCUCUUCGUAGACAACAGCUGCUACAGGAACAGCAGCUCCGAGAGCAAGAAGAGUACAAGAGGCAGCUGCUGGCAGAGAGACAGAAACGCAUUGAGCAGCAGAAAGAGCAGAGGAGGCGAUUAGAAGAGCAACAAAGAAGAGAACGAGAAGCUCGAAGGCAGCAAGAACGGGAGCAGCGGAGAAGAGAACAGGAGGAGAAGAAGCGCUUGGAGGAAAUGGAAAAAAGACGCAAGGAAGAAGAAGAAAGGAGGAGAGCUGAGGAAGAAAAGAGGAGAGUAGAGAGAGAACAGGAGUAUAUCAGGCGACAGCUAGAAGAGGAGCAGCGGCACUUGGAAAUUCUUCAGCAGCAGCUGCUCCAGGAGCAGGCCAUGUUACUGGAAUACAGAUGGCGAGAGAUGGAAGAACAUCGGCAAGCAGAGCGUCUCCAGCGUCAGUUGCAACAGGAGCAGGCAUAUCUUUUGUCUCUUCAGCAUGACCACAGGAGACAGCAACAGCAGCAGCAGCAGCAGCAACAGCAAGAAAGGAAUAAACCAAAUUAUCAUACCCCUGAGCCUAAAUCUCAUUAUGAAGCUACUGAAAGACCCCGGGAGGUUGAUGAGCGAUAUAGAAAGAAUAAUCAGGGCUCCCCUGAAGCACAGUCUAAACAGACAAGCAAAGCAUUGGAGCCACCAGUGCCUUCACGAUCAGAGUCCUUUUCCAAUGGAAAUUCUGAGCCUGUUCAGCCUUCACUACAAAAGCCAAUGGAACCACAGGUACCUGUGAGAACAACAUCAAGAUCGCCUGUGUUAUCUCGCCGAGAUUCUCCACUGCAGGGCAGUGGACAGCAAAAUAAUCAAGCAGGUCAAAGAAACUCUACAAGCAAUACAGAGCCUCGCUUGCUCUGGGAAAGAGUAGAGAAGCUGGUGCCGAGACCAGGAAGUGGCAGCUCCUCUGGUUCUAGCAAUUCCGGUUCACAACCUGGGUCACAUCCUGGAUCUCAGAGUGGAUCUGGAGAGAGAUUCCGAAUGAGAUCAUCAUCAAAAUCUGAAGGGUCUCCAUCACAACGAAAUGAAACUGCAGCUAAGAAGUCUGAAGAGAAGAAGGAAGCCUUCAGACCUAGCAAACCUGUGGGUGAAGUGGAUUUAACUGCUUUGGCAAAGGAAUUGCGGGCUGUAGAAGAUGUGCGACCUCCCCAUAAAGUGACAGAUUAUUCAUCAUCGAGUGAAGAAUCAGGGACAACAGAUGAAGAUGAUGAUGAUAUAGAGCAAGAAGGAGUUGACGAAUCUACUUCUGGACCAGAAGAUGCCAGAGCAGUAUCCACGCUAAACCUCAGCAAUGGAGAAACGGAAUCAGUGAAGACCAUGAUUGUGCACGAUGACGUGGAGAGCGAACCUGCCAUGACUCCUUCCAAGGAGGGCACUUUAAUCGUUCGGCAGACUCAGUCCGCUAGUAACACACUGCAGAAACACAAAUCUUCCUCCUCCUUUACACCUUUUAUAGACCCCAGAUUACUACAGAUUUCUCCAUCUAGUGGAACAACUGUGACUUCUGUUGUAGGAUUCUCUAGUGAAGCAAUGAGAUCAGAGGCAAUAAGGCAAGAUCCAACCAGGAAAGGAUCUGUUGUUAAUGUGAACCCUACCAAUACACGACCACAGAGUGACACCCCAGAGAUUCGUAAAUAUAAAAAGAGAUUCAAUUCCGAGAUCUUGUGUGCUGCCUUAUGGGGGGUGAAUUUGUUAGUCGGAACAGAGAGUGGUCUAAUGCUGCUGGACAGAAGUGGCCAAGGGAAGGUUUAUCCAUUAAUAAAUCGAAGGCGGUUCCAGCAAAUGGAUGUACUUGAAGGUCUGAAUGUCUUGGUGACAAUAUCGGGCAAGAAAAACAAAUUGAGAGUUUAUUACUUGUCCUGGUUGAGAAACAAAAUCCUUCACAAUGACCCUGAAGUAGAAAAGAAACAAGGUUGGACAACUGUGGGUGAUUUGGAAGGCUGUGUGCACUAUAAAGUUGUAAAAUAUGAAAGAAUCAAAUUCUUGGUGAUUGCUUUGAAGUGUUCUGUGGAAGUCUAUGCCUGGGCACCAAAGCCAUACCACAAAUUCAUGGCAUUUAAGUCAUUUGGAGACUUGGGACAUAAGCCAUUAUUAGUGGAUCUUACUGUAGAAGAAGGCCAGAGGCUAAAGGUGAUCUAUGGUUCCUGUGCUGGAUUCCAUGCAGUGGAUGUAGACUCGGGAUCAGUGUAUGAUAUUUACCUCCCAACACAUAUCCAGAGUAGUAUCCAACCCCAUGCAAUCAUUAUCCUGCCAAACACUGAUGGAAUGGAGCUUCUAGUUUGCUAUGAGGAUGAAGGAGUAUAUGUUAAUACAUAUGGAAGGAUCACCAAAGAUGUGGUUCUGCAGUGGGGAGAGAUGCCUACAUCAGUGGCAUAUAUUCGAUCAAAUCAGAUCAUGGGCUGGGGAGAAAAAGCUAUUGAGAUACGGUCGGUGGAAACAGGACAUCUCGAUGGUGUAUUUAUGCACAAAAGGGCGCAAAGACUCAAGUUUCUGUGUGAACGUAAUGACAAGGUUUUCUUUGCCUCUGUUCGGUCUGGGGGAAGCAGUCAAGUUUAUUUCAUGACCUUAGGGAGGACUUCUCUUCUGAGCUGGUAGAAGCUAAUGUGUUUAGCAAGGGAUUGCUGACAUCCGGAGUCGCCAUAACUUGGAAUCAUUUGCAACUGGAGUACAGACCUGCCGUGAUGCAGUGCCACACGCAGAUGCAUUUUCAAGCAUCACUGGUGUUGGGUUCUUUUGUUUUAAAACUGAGGCCGUAAUAUGCGGCUGGUGCUGUAAAGAUAUUGCCAUCAGGUGCUAUCAGAUUUGGGAUCCCACUAGAGAAAGAAUCAGGUCUCCUUCCCCCUCCCCCCGUCCUUCCCCAGCUCCAUAAUUCCUAAGGAAAAAAGGAAGAAACUGAUAAAAACAUGUUUUUUGAAAGGAGGGGCAGGAAUGAAAAGGCGGAUGGAAGUGAUGUAGGCAGAAUCCAGUGUUGCUGACGCAGAGGGCAGAUUUAAUAUAGUAAUAUUAACAAUGUAUUUAAUUGACAUUUCUCUCUCUUUCUUUUGUAAUGUGACAAUAUGUGGACAAAGGAAGGUGCAGGUUUUAAACUAUUUAUAAAAUGUGAAAAGGCACAGUGGUUUUAGGGAAGGUAGGGUGCGGGUUUUUUUUCUCUCUUUUUAUGUUGGCCAGGCCAAGAGUUUAGUCAUUUUUUUUCUGUGUACCAAGUUUUGCCUAAAAACCACAUAAGGAUGGAUUUUUUUUAAAAAAAAUAGAUAAAUAAAUAAAUAGAAUUGUUCACUUUUCUAUACUGACUUUCCAUUUGGCCAGAACUUGGUGGUGUGAGUGCUAAUGCUGCCUCAGUUAAAGGUUUAAUUUUUGUUUAAACCUAGAAUAAAACAUGUGACAGCUUUUACUACCAGUCUGCUAAUGCAUCAUUUUGGGAAGAAGGUCCAGAUGUGGGUUUUUAUUUUUAUUUUUUGUGCCUACCUCAUCGUUUCUAAUGCAUACAAUUAAAGAGGUGGUUUAAGGUUAUACUUUAUUUUUUUUUGGUUUUCGUUUUUUUAAACAGGUAAACAAAGUACUAAUGUGCGGUUAAUCAUUGUACCAAAACUAAUAUAUGAAAGAUGUGACUGUUAAUUUUCUCUCAGGUUUCAGCAGGAGAGAUCAACAGUCAUUUGAGAGGGUUGAAAUAGACACUUCGGUAGUCCACUUUUUCGCUUUUUUAAUCAGUUUUAUCACGGAUAGAGCUGUGAGGAAUUUAGCCUAACAUUUCAGAAGGUUUAACUUUUAACACAUGGGCUUUUAGUAACACCAAGUAACAAUAACUAGGCUAAUUCUAUAACUGGUGAAAUGUUGUAGGAAACUUUUCUGAGGCGGCGAUGUUUUCCUUUUUUAUAUAAGAAUGCAAUGCACUAAAACUAUUUUAAGAAUGUAGUGAAUACCGCUUACUCCUUUACAAAGACAACAGCAUAGACUUAUGUUUCAAUGUAAACUCUGAACUCCUGGCGCUAUUUUUUUCUCUCUCUUUUUAUCCGCCCUGCCUUUUUAAAGGAAAAAAGUUUUGUUUUAUGAGUAACCUUUUGGCCUUUGUAAUAAAUGUCUCAAGACUAAUAAUUUGUUUAAAAGACUACAUGUGCUCAUUACUGGAGAAACCUUGAGUGUGUAAUUUAUCUGUUGGUGAUGUAAUAAUGCACAUUGUCACGAUUCCAAUCAUUCUGGUUUUUUUUAAAAAAUAAUCCCUUUGGGCAGGGUACUUUAGUUGACAACUGCCUUAAGCUCACUGUUCAGUCAGUGAACUGGAUUCCAGUGUUUCCUGGGCUUUGUCUUCUGCUGUGGUUCCCUUUUUCAUGGUAUGGCAGGGAUUUCAGUAUGAUUCCCCAGUCAAAUUACUUCAGUAGUUCCAAGGAGAGUCACAUCAUGACUUGCGUUAACAUUGAACAGCACCAGUUGAGUGAACCUGCCGCUCAAUAGGUCUGUUUUUUGGCAUCAGUCAGACUGCUGACCAACAUUUUUGUCUUUCCUGUAAAGGCCAUCUUCAGAAGAGCAGGAAGUUUGCUUUUAAAGGUAACUUGUGUAAAACACAUGCAUAAGAACGCCUUACAGUUGUUGGCAGGAAAUUUUCUGAAGUCUCUCUCUCUUUUAACUCUUUGACUUUUGGAUAGCACUGAAGGUCAGGACCAAGAGGGUUGGGGAUUGGGAAAUGAUCUUUUUUGUACCUGUUAGCAAACAGCCAAAAGAGUAAUUCUACAUGGACCAGCAGUAAAUCAGUGGGACUCAGAAGACCAGUUCAGACACAUAAAACAGAAACGUGUCUUAUAUUGGCACCAUAACAUAGUUUACUAAAGUGGAUUGCCAGAUGCCCAUGGCAGACCUUAGAAUGACAUGGUGUGGUUUGAUUCGAAUCUUGGUCCUUGUCUCUUAUGCCACCUUGUUAUAUAUAUUUUUAAAAGACUACUGUUCAUAAGUGUAUGAAUAUUAUCAAAGGGAGAAAUUCUGUAGGUCAAUAUGCUGGUGACGUUUUGUACAACACAAAAGGGGGCAGGAAGAAGAUUCCUUCAGAGGGGUUGUUGUCUUGCUAACCUGAGUCCCACAUCAGUGCCAAGGUGGCUAAUUUUGCAAGUCAAAUCAGUAUUAUGAAACCACUACAUAUAUAAAAAUGUUGAAAUUCAUUUUUACAAGCAGUGCUUUUGGUAAGCAUAAAAAUACUCCUAGUUUUAGUUUUAAGCUUUAAGUAAUAAUUUUCUGUAUCCUAAGUCAAAGUAAUUCUAACUGUAUGCAAUGACUUUAUUUUUUAUCGUAUGCACAUGUUAUGUUGAAGAAAAUGUUUACAAAAAUUGUUUUGUUAUACUAAUGUGCAUCACAUAUUUAUGAUUUAUUUCAAAGUGAUUUUGUGGGGUUUAGGUUUUCAUAGUAGCAGCAGUACACAUUUUUGUGAUUUUUUUUAAUAACCCCAAAUUCUGCCAACUAUAAAGAUGCUUAAACAAUAAUACAAAUGACAAAACUACAGUAAACUUACUAAUUGUAGAGCUGCAAAGCAGACUGGUGACAAAUGAAACACUUAGCCUUUUUUGCAGUGCUGUCUAAUUUGUCUUUUGUGUAUUAUAAAAUUACUGUUCCCUCCACCCCAAUUUUUCCUUAAAUAAAGUAAAAAUGACACCUA
Sphaerodactylus townsendi is the source of this 6616-nucleotide messenger RNA. It is a transcript of the gene MAP4K4, whose product is annotated as mitogen-activated protein kinase kinase kinase kinase 4. Gene Ontology annotation, biological process: protein phosphorylation. The transcript is spliced from 28 exons. Bases 64 to 3573 code for a protein of 1169 amino acids. The record is from RefSeq and is a predicted model, not a curated record. NCBI's taxonomy places the organism in Eukaryota, Metazoa, Chordata, Lepidosauria, Squamata, Sphaerodactylidae. Gene Ontology annotation, molecular function: ATP binding; protein kinase activity.